Angiostrongylus costaricensis is the source of this 1836-nucleotide messenger RNA. The record is from the annotation of a GenBank genome assembly. Lineage: Eukaryota; Metazoa; Nematoda; Chromadorea; Rhabditida; Metastrongylidae.
AUGAGUCACGAGGAGGAUAAAGAUCCUCCGAAAGACUCGAAUGAUUUCGCCGAAAAAUUUGAGGCGAUCCUUUUUACACUUUUCGAAGAAUACAAAAAGAAGGAGGACUCCUCGAGAAAGUUAACCGAUCGUCAGAAGUAUGUCGCCCAUUGUCUUCAGGAAUUUAUUGUUUCAGGCGGUCUUAAAUUGGACAAGUCAGCUGCAGAUACAACAUCUCUCUGCGAUGGGUUCAUUAGUGAUUGGGAAUCAACCGGCAUCAAAUCUGCAGCUGUACAACAACUAAUUGCUUUGCUGAACCGACCACAUGUUCGAGGGGCACUAAUUAGUGCUGAAGAUAUAGCGGCGAAUAGGUAUAUGCCGAAACUACCAGCGGUACCAUUCGAAGUUGAUGAAGACGAGGGUAUCGCUGUCAAAGUUGUGCGGAUUGUGAAACGGGACGAAACUCUUGGUGCCACCAUAAAAUGUGAACAUGGAAAGGUGUAUAUAGCUCGAUUAAUAGCCGGUGGUGUUGCCGUUCGGAGUGCCUGUAUCCAGGAAGGGGAUCGUAUUUUGGAAGUGAAUGGUUUACCUAUUGCCGAUCUUUCUGUGGAUGAUGUAGCCCGAAUAUUAAAUCGUGUAGAUUGUGGUACAGUCACACUGAAGUUAGUUCCUGCCGAAUUACCUUACUCUACGACGACUAAUGGCAUAUCACACGUUUAUUUGCGUGCGCAGGGUCCAGAAAACAUUAGUGUUAACGAGGUCUGCGGCAGAGGAAGUAUUAACGACGAAUGCGUAGUGCCACUUUGGUUUCAAAAAUGUCACUGUGGCGAGUUCGACGAUGAAGAUGAGGAGAGUCGCGCACAUCGCUAUGCUAUUGUUCUCGACGAACUGGUGGUUUUGGUAGAAGAAAUUGCAUGCGCAGCUGUUCAAGAAUGUGCAGAAGAACUCGAUUAUGACUACAAUGGAAGAGAUGAUGUUAGACAUCCUUGCCCAGAGGUUGCGCUCUCAUUCAGUAAAGGAGAUAUUUUAGAACUGCUCGUAUGUAAUGACGAUCAUUGGUGGCAGGCUCGUUGUAUUGGUAAUGGUGCUUUCGCAACCUGUGAGAAUAGCAAAGCAUCAUCGCGAAUAGGUCUUAUCCCAUCUGAAGCUCUUCAGUUACUUAAAAAUACUGUAGAAAAUGACCUGAAGGGUGAUGGGCGAGGAUCAACUCGGUCAAGAGGUAGUCAAGAGAUGGAGUUGAUUUACGAGUCUGUUUGUCGUAUGUCAUUGCGUGAUGGUUUCUCGAGGGUCAUUGUUCUUGUUGGGGCGCCUGGUGUUGGAAGAGCAAAUGAAAUCGAGGGUGUGGACUACUACUUCGUCGAGAGAUCUGUAAUGGAGAAAAUGAUAUAUUCUGGACAGAUGUUGGAGUUUGGAGAAUACAGAGGAAAUUUAUACGGCACGGCUUUAUGCUCAGUUCGUGGGGCACAGAAGUUCGGUACGCCCCUCAUAACUCCUCACCCACUGGCUCUGCAACUUCUACGCACUCCUGAAUUUAUGCCUUUCAUAAUUUUUAUAAAACCACCAGAUGCAGCAGCUUUUAAGGAUACCCGAAUCGCCGGCCCAAAUACUCCUCGUACUUCCACCACAAGCUCGAAAAGGAAAUUUAACAUCUCACGGACGUUUUCGGAUGCUGAAAUUGAGCAGAUCAUUAAUAACAGUGUACUACUGCAUAAGCAGUAUGGUCAUUUAUUUGAUGCGGUGAUUGUUAACGAAGAUUUUGAAGAAAGCUUUACACAACUGAUCCGUCUUAUAAACGAUUUAGAGACGAAACCAACAUGGGUGCCUCUUUGUUGGGCCACUAACAUUCGCUUCGACUGA